AAUUGAAGCAAAAAUCAAACAUAAGUCCCCACACACUUAUCUUUUUUAUUUUUGUACAAAAAAUUGACCAUAAAAUUUUAUAAUCUUGAAAAUAAAUAUGAUCUCUGCUCUAACCAUGUGAGAUGUCAUGGAUGGUCCACAUAUAUGAGAGAUAUAUGAGAGAGAGAGAGAGAGAUUUUGAAAAGCGGCCAGUGGGAAGGGUCUCACUCGAUUGGAGCUUUCUGUCGUCUCUGUAACAUCGGCAGCGACACGCUCCCCUACCCUUUUGUUCUUCCUCCCUCUCUUCUCUUCUUUCUUCAGUCAGGCUGACAAAUGCAGCGGUAGUAAUUUACACGCAGCAGCCAUCCACACAGUCCCUUUCUUUGCUUCUCUCUAUACGUCUCUCUGGUCGAUGGAGACGACGACAGACGAGGGUGGUAGUGCGCCAAACACAAGGAGAUGGUACCCUUCUCUGCCUUCCCUCAAAACCAAGCACCACCGCCGCACCACCUCCAUUGGCGGCGACCCAUCGCCGAAGCUCCCUAACUGCGCCUCUUUUACUCUCGCAUCCCCCGCCCGCAACAGCAUGGAGAGCCACAGGCGCACCCCCGCCACCACCCCCAACGACAUCGCCUUCCUCUUCUUCAGCGCCGCUCACUCCCUCCACCUCUCCGGCGACGACCCCCACAAGGCCCAUCGCUACGCCGAGAAGGCCGUCCGCAUCCUCGACUCCAACUCCACCUCCGGCCUCCAGCUUAUCACGAGCCUCCACCUUGCCGCCGCCACGCUCACCCGCCUCGGCCGCUGCAAGGAAGCGAUCCACCUCCUCCGGCGGUCCGUCUCCAUCUCGACCGCGUCCCCCGACGACCCCAACUGCGCCCAUGCCUCCUUUUCCGGCUUCAUGCAGCUCGGCGACACGUACUUCGCCAUCGGCCGCUAUGCCUCCGCCAUGGAGUGCUACGAGUCGGGGCUUUCCGUCCAGAAGCAGGCGUUAGGGGACUCCGACGUGCGGGUGGCGGAGACGUGCGUCUACCUCGCCGAGUCUUACCUGCAGCUGCUGAAGCUAAAGGAGGCGGAGGAGCUCUGCGGGGAGGCGCUCGCAAUUCAAGAUGGGGUGUCUGUGAGGAGGGUGAUCGGACUGGUUCAGAUCGCCAAGGGCGAGUACGAGACGGCGCUCGACCACCUAUUGCUGGCUGUGGCCACUCUUUCUUCUCUCUCAUCAUCGUCGCCGUCGCAGUCAACGUCCUCGUCCUCCUCGUCCGCCUCCUCGUCGCUGUCGUCUAUAGUGGAAUGUGCCUUCCUCGACGCCAUCAUCGGAGAGGCCUACCUGGCUCUGGGAAGGUUCGACGAGGCAGAGCUUGCCUACCACAAGGGCCUGGCAGCCUUCGUGCUCGUCUACGGCGAGGAUCACACUUCGGUGGGUUCGCUGUACGUGAGCCUAGCAGACCUGUACCUGAAGAGGGGCUCCUUCAACGACGCCAAGCUCUACUGCGAGAAGGCGCUGCUGGUGUACGCGGAGCAGAUGGAGAGGCACCAGGACGACGGCAUCGACGGGUGCCGGCAGGAGGAGAUUGGGGUGGGGCUCAGCCGGGUGGCGUCGCUCUUCGAGUCCAUGGGGGAGGUGAAGCACGCGGUGUCGCUGCUGGAGAAGGCGAGGGGAAUGAUGGGGAGCUCGCCGGACGAGGGCAGCGUGGUGGUCGCCGGGGUGGAGGCCCAGAUCGGGCUGCUGCAGCUGAUGUCGAGGAGCUACGAGGACGCCUACGCCUACUUGGGGAGCGCGGUGGCGAGGCAUAGGGCGAUGGCGGGGGGAGAGAGGAGCCUGGUGCUGGCGGCGCUGCUGAACCAGAGGGGCGUGGCAUGCGUCGGGCUCGGCGCCAUCUGGGAAGCGGCCGAGGCGUUCGAGGAAUCCAUGCGCAUCUUCGAGCGGGUGUCCGGCGCCCACAACGUCGAUACUCUUGACGUCUGUCUUAACCUCGCCGGAGCCUACGACGCCAUGGGCAGAGGAGAUGACGCCAUUAAUCUACUGGAAAGGGUGGUGGAUGAGGAGGAGAACAGAUUGGGGACGGCUCACCCGGAUGUGGAGCACACCAGGCAGUGGCUGGCCGACAUGCUGAAGGAGGCAGGACGAUCCAGAUCCAGGAAGGCACACACCUUAAAGGACCUCCUUCUCCUGCACAAGAAGAACCGCGGAGCCGUCGGCGCUGUUGCUGCAGAACCACGCCAUUGACAGAUGACCAAAAGCUUAGAGGUUUAGUUACAGUAAAAAUUAAGAGGGCGAAGGUGGUGGUGGGUUUGCUAAUUAUUUUUCCUUAUAUAACCAGGUUGCGUUGUUCUCGGGUAUUAUUAUCAGAAAUAUAAAAAAUGAGGUUGACGUCUUCCA
Molecule: messenger RNA, 2359 nt
Organism: Nymphaea colorata (pocket water lily)
Lineage: Eukaryota; Viridiplantae; Streptophyta; Magnoliopsida; Nymphaeales; Nymphaeaceae
Product: protein KINESIN LIGHT CHAIN-RELATED 3-like
Exons: 2
Coding region: 392-2206 (604 amino acids)
Molecular function (GO): protein binding
Source: RefSeq, a predicted model, not a curated record